GCUCGCUAGUUAUGUUGCAGUUGGACGUUUGGGGUUUUUCUUGUGGCUACAGUGGCCGUGUAUUAGCGGCGUAAGUUUGCUGAAUAAGGUGUUUGAAUUAUUCCUGUUGACUUAGCCACCUGUCCUUUGUAAUUUUCCAUUGUAAACGUAUUGUACGUGUUGCCAUAAAAUGAUGAGAGCAGGAGGAAUCUUGAAGCUUGUAGCACUGGUUUCUGUCUCGUGUCUGGCUGUUUUCCUGGCCUUUGAGCUUCUAGAAAUAAACUUUUCUGUGACACAUUUAUUUGGAUCAGCACCAGUGCAAGAAGGCCCUACCAGACCAAUACGGUACAAAUGCAGUCUCUUAAAGCCCUGUCCUGAAGACCAUUUCUCCUUCAAGAUAGCAAGUGGUGCUGCCAGUGUAGUUGGGCCCAAAAUCUGCCUGGAGGACAAUAUAUUGAUGAGUGGGGUGAAGAACAACGUGGGCAGGGGUAUAAACAUCGCUCUAGUCAAUGGAAGGACUGGUAAACUUAUCAAGACUGAUUUCUUUGACAUGUGGGCUGGAGAUGUCAACACACUUAUCAAGUUUCUGAAGAUAAUUGAGGAUGGAACAAUCGUAAUGAUGGCCACGUUUGAUGAUGCUUCUACAAAACUUAACGAUGAAGCAAAGAAAUUAAUAUCGGCCUUGGGCAGCUCAAACAUCAACUCCCUCGGCUUCAGGGAUAACUGGAUUUUUGUUGGAGGAAAGGGGAUCCAAACAAAGAGUCCUUUUGAGCAGUACAUCAAGAACAAUGCAGAAACCAACAAGUAUGAAGGCUGGCCUGAGGUUCUGGAAAUGGAAGGUUGUAUUCCUCGAAGGCAAGACUGAUCCAUGUUUUCUGAUCAGUCUUCUUGGACCAAAUUAUCUACCGUUGAUAAGGGGGUGGGGGGUUCUUCAGUAAGAUUUUAAAUACUUCCAUAUUGUUAGCCUGUCCUCACUAUAUGCAAAAGGUCUUGGAAUCUUUAAUUGAAGCACAGGUAAUGUCAGUGGUUGCCCAAACCUUUUCAAAACCCAACUGAAAAUGCUCUUAUUCAUUGGUUAAGUCGGCUGACAAUCCACAUAGGUGUGCCAGUCACGUUCCUAUAGGCAGUGAAAUGCAUUGAAUUUGUGUCAUAAUUAUAGUCCUGCUGUUGUCACUACAGUAUUUUAUCACAAUUGGUAGUACAGGUAUUGGUUUUAUAUUUGUUUAUAACAGGAGAAAAAAAAUGGAUUUGCAAUUGGUAUCAGCAGUGAUCAGUGCCAGGAAUUGGUAUCAGCAAUAACUUUUGAAUAUCUGAAAUCCUGCAAUAUGGGAAUGCAUAAAAUAUGGUUCAUAUGAAAUGUGAAAUGAAGUCUGCAGAUGUGUGCAUACGUGCAUUAGCUUGCUUUCUCUUUUCCUAACUAGUCAUGGCCUAUGGACAUUGACAGCUCAUUGCUUCAGUUAGAUGCUAAAAAUGUAAGGUCAAAAAACUGUUAGCAUUUAUUGUUGGAUAGUCAUCUAGCAUUGUUAGUGCUUAGCACAGCUAUAUUAAAUCCAGUUGAAUGUUUCCAUAUUAUUUAGUAAUUGAUGUGGGGCAUUUGACUUUCCCAUGAAAGUGAUGGAAGCUGCUGCUUUAGUGGUGCUGACUAGUUUGUGGCUUGCACAUUUUAGAUUUUUGCCUUUAAGUGCACUCCAUGAGUGUUGCAUGCUACAUUAAUUUUCUAUCUCUGUGGCAUUUUCCAUUAUGGUUGCAUUCAUUCAUACAGCUGUGUAGUGAGUAAAACAUUUAUUAAAUUCACUCCAUAUACUUACUGUUCCUUAUAUCUUAAGAAAUUGAAUUGAACCACAAUGCAGCAAAAAGCUGACAAGUAUUUUUCUUAAUUUCUGGUUGGCUGAGCAUAUAGCUGAAUGAUUUACUUUAAAAUCCAUUGCAAGGGCAGCAUGGUGAUUAUUAAUAGCAAUUUGUAUCAGCUACUUUUUUCAUUAAUUUGAGGUCACUUAAGUAAAUUAGUUGAAUACUCACAUCACUUAUGUAGUGCAAGCUAAGAACCCCCACCCCCAUAUAAAAAAUAUAACUGCACUAAAUGUGUGCAUCACUGUUACUGACCAAUCAGCCAGUCAGAAAACUGUUCAAAUAUAUAAAUAACCAAAAUAGUUGAAUGAGGAUGGAGAACUGGAGAAACUGUAGUGGUUUCAUAGCUAUUUUAUUAUUUUGUUUUUGUCCUGUAAGGCUUUAGGUUUAAAUGACUUACUGAUUGUGACUUAGUUUUUUCUUGGUGGGGAAUUAAGCAUUUGACAAUCCUUAUUACUAGGUGUUUGUCAGUAUGGGUCAUCCCAUACUCGUCUAAUAAUAUAGUUUUGAUUAUUUUUUUAUUCAUAUAAAAAUAAUCUCCAACAUAUGCAUAAUUUCUCUGCCUAUUUAGAAAUAUUAUAAAUGUAUUGCCAACAUUGAAUCGGUCAAUGCAACCUUUGCCGCAACAGCUCUCAUUGUUUCUGUAGUUAUUUUUAUAGUGACCAGCUCAGGUUAUUCAGCUCGAGACAGAAUGCAAAGUAGUUCAAAAAUCAUGUUGUAAUUAGUGUUUGGUACUAUGCAAUAUCUUGGAAAAAUUAUCCUUUAAAUCUUCCACAGCUAUUUUUAAUUCCAGGUUUGGGGACCCCAUGCACCGAAUAUUCUUGUGGUCCCUCUUUAAAAAAAAAACAAGUUUUCCGAUAUUUAUCCUGCACUUUGUGAGCUAAGUGAGGGGUUUUAAUAGGAUGUGCUGGGCAUGGCAUCUCUACUACUGGAAUUAGAGCAACAGUUCUCAUCAUAAAACAACUAGUUGAGAGCUACAUUAUAUAAUAUACAAUACCCACCUUUUACUUAGUUGUACAGACCUAUGGCAAAAUGUAGCUUGGAGAGCUGAUCUGUUUAUGCCUUAUGUUUGAAAAUUUGUUUCAUUUACAGAAAAGCUAGUGUGACAUGCUUUUACUUUAACAUUUUUUUAUUUAAAUAACUUUAAAUACAUUUGUAUAGAACAUUUGUGUUUUUGUCUUUAAUACAAGUAGCUUUAAGUUGAUACAUUAUGUACAACAGGACUUUUGUAUUUACAUAUGGAUUGAUUUAUCAUUUGAGCGGAAAAGAUCAGGUGGUCUUGCUAUAGAAAGACUUGUGGAUUUAUAGGUUUAUAAUGUUGCAAACCCCAGCACUGCUAAUGUGGUCUGUAUAAUGCCUUCUUAAUGUUGUAACUGCAAUCAGUCCAUUAUCUGGCAUGUUAUAAAAUAUAAUGUAUUUAAACCAGGCUUGCCUUUAGUUGAGCUAAAGCGAUCGUAGCCACCUUAAUGGACUGGUUGUAUGCUGUGAAGAGGUAGUUUUGUUCCCUCCAUAAUUAAAAGAACCAUCGAUGUGCCUUUUUACACCAAACAGAUGUAAUGGUGGGACAUUUCUAAGAGCUAUUUUUGGGAAAUAUUAACUUGUACUUAAAUUAUUUUUAUUGUUAAAAAAAACGAUUUGGUCUUUAUUAAAUGUAUGUGGCGUC
Molecule: messenger RNA, 3490 nt
Organism: Electrophorus electricus (electric eel)
Lineage: Eukaryota; Metazoa; Chordata; Actinopteri; Gymnotiformes; Gymnotidae
Gene: fam3c
Product: FAM3 metabolism regulating signaling molecule C
Source: RefSeq, a predicted model, not a curated record